Vicia villosa (hairy vetch) is the source of this 1669-nucleotide messenger RNA. Its product is annotated as probable CCR4-associated factor 1 homolog 11. The record is from RefSeq and is a predicted model, not a curated record. Gene Ontology annotation, molecular function: nucleic acid binding; poly(A)-specific ribonuclease activity. The transcript has 2 exons. Gene Ontology annotation, cellular component: CCR4-NOT complex; P-body; CCR4-NOT core complex. NCBI's taxonomy places the organism in Eukaryota, Viridiplantae, Streptophyta, Magnoliopsida, Fabales, Fabaceae. The coding region runs from base 71 to 1669 and encodes 532 amino acids.
GAGCGUUCUUUCUAUCGUUGUUUUCAAUUCAACUUCAAAAUCAAUUCUUCAAGAUUAAACAUUCAAGAAAAUGAGCCACUUGAAAAAAGUCAUUAUCCGUGAAGUUUGGGCCUCCAAUUUAGAGGACGAAUUCAAUCUCAUUCAACAAGUUAUCCAUCAUCAUCCUUUCAUCUCAAUGGACACCGAGUUUCCUGGCGAAAUUCAUUCAUCACUGAAAAUCGAUUACAUCGAUUACAGUUGCGUGAAAGCCAACGUUGAUGCACUUAAACUUAUUCAGGUUGGUCUCACUCUCUCCGAUUCCAAUGGAAAUCUCCCUGAUUUCGGAAGCAAUAACAGCUACAUAUGGCAAUUUAAUUUUUGUGAUUUUGAUAUUGAUCGUGAUCCUUAUAAUCAACUUUCCAUUGAUAUGCUCCGCCGUCAAGGAAUUGACUUUGAUCGCAAUUUUCGUGAUGGUGUGGAUUCAGUGCGUUUUGCUGACCUAAUGCUAUCGUCCGGACUUGUUUUUAACCAUUCAGUUGUUUGGAUCGCAUUCAGUAGCGCUUAUGAUUUUGGAUAUUUGGUGAAGGUUUUGACGCGAAAGAAUUUACCGGAUCGUUUGGAAGAUUUUUUAUAUUUAGUUAAAGGGUUGUUUGGAAAUAGUGUAUACGAUAUGAAACACAUGAUGAGGUUUUGCUAUGCUUUAUACGGUGGUCUCGAGUCCGUGGCUAGUAUGCUUAACGUGCGUCGGGUAGUUGGAAAGUCGCACCAAGCUGCAUCCGAUAGUUUGUUGACUUGGCAUGCAUUCAAGAGAAUGGUAGAGAUUUAUUUUAAGAAUAAUGAGGCUGCGAAGCACGCCGGAGUGCUGUUUGGAUUAGAAAUGAGCAACUCGAAAGAAGUUAUAAUACGCGAGGUGUGGGCAUUCAAUGCCGAUUAUGAAUUUAGUCUCAUUCGCCAAACUAUCCGUCAACACCAUUUCAUCUCAAUGGAUACGGAAUUCCCCGGUGUUAUUCAUUCGCCUAAAACCGACCGACGUCGUCUCCAAGCCUGUGAUCACUAUCGCUAUUUGAAAGCGAAUGUUGACGAGCUUAAGCUCAUUCAAGUGGGUCUUACCCUCUCGGAUGGAAAGGGAAAUCUUCCUGACUUUGGAAGUAACAAGAGCUACAUAUGGGAAUUUAACUUCUGCGACUUUGAUGUUAAUCGUGAUCCCUGCAACGAAGACUCCAUUGAUAUGCUUCGCCGUCAAGGGAUUAACUUUGAGCGCAAUUUAUAUCACGGUGUGGAUUCAAGGCGUUUCGCUCAUCUGAUGUUCUCCUCUAUACUUGUUUUCAACAAAUCAAUCACUUGGGUCACGUUUAGUAGUGCUUAUGAUUUCGGAUAUCUGGUGAAGAUAUUGACCCGAAUGAAUUUACCCAACAAGUUAGAGGAUUUUCUAAGUAUUGUAGAGGUAUUGUUUGGAAAAAGUGUUUAUGAUAUGAAACACAUGAUGAAGUUCUGCAACUCUCUCUAUGGUGGUCUCGAGCGAGUGGCUACGACCCUUAAUGUGGGUCGGGCGGUUGGAAAGUCUCACCAAGCUGCAUCGGACAGUCUGUUGACGUGGCAUGCAUUCAACAAAAUGAUGACAACUUAUUUCAAAAAUGAUGAAGCUCCCAAGCAUGCAGGAGUACUGUUUGGAUUAGAAACUGCAGCUUAG